AUGAGUGUCUCGGGUCCACUGUAUCGUCGUAUCCCACGACUUUUUAGCCGUAAUAAACCAGGGGAAUGGAGUUUAGUCUAUUGUACGUUAUCAUUAGAAAAAGGUGAGCUUCUAGUAGCUCUUGAUUCGGAUGGACGUAGUCGUAUUACGAUUAUUCCCGUAAAAGACUCGGAACUAGCUCAUGUCCGAAGUGACGGUCGUGAUUGUAUUGAAUUAACAAUCAAUCGAGGCAAGAAAGAAACGUUUUCAUCGCAUGAAUCGAGUCAUGAUGUGGAUUGGUGGAUGACAACAUUAAUUACUGUAAAAAAGGACUUGGAGAGAGGAGUGAAGCCACAGAUAUCAUUGUUAACACUGCCAGUAUCCCAGCCAACGACAAGAGUUAAACACAUGCGACGUCCAUCGUCGCAAUUGAGUCUGAAUCUGAAUCUAGCUGCGAAUGGAAAUACAUUGAGUGGGACUGGACGACCGACACUAAGACGACGGAAACCGGCAUUAGCAACGUGCGAGACACUGUUUGAACGCUUUACAAUCUAUGAAACACCGUCCACAUUCUAUAUUGUGUGCUCGGAUCGUCACUACUCACGUUUUCGAAUGAUUGAAUUGGACCGAAUGGUCGAACGACCAAAGACACUGGAUAAAGUGUUGAAGGAGGAUAAACGGAUCUAUGACUGGGAGCAGAUGGAAGCGCGAUUGCAAGCACUAUCAGAGCUUGCACGCGUUCGAGGCACGGGCAAUUUAAACAGGACGUUUACGGCUGUAGCGAUUGUUGGAUGCAUCCGCUUUUUGCGCGGCUUUUACUUUAUUUUCGUCACGCAGCGACGGAAGAUUGGGAACAUUGGAGGCAAUUCAAUUUACGGUAUUUCGGCCACACAGCAAUUAAAUGUGAGUCAUCAGGUAGAAGAUCAGACUGCAUGGACUCGACUCAAUCGAUGGUUCAAUCCCAGUUCUGAAGAGGAAGCCGAGGCUCGAUACCUUGGUUUGUUUCACUUUUUGGAUCUCACAAAGGAUUUCUACUUCAGUUACUCGUACGAUAUCACGCAUACAUUGCAGCACAAUAUGACCACGGAACACUCCGAGCCGGCGGAAAUGUUUACGUGGAAUUACUAUUUGACCCGAGAAUUGAGCACUUGUUUAAGUGGCAGGACUGCAGCUGAUCUGAUUGUACCGCUUGUUCUUGGCUGCUAUGAGCAGCGCAAAUGUUCAGUAUUUGGCCGCCUUGUGAGCAUUGUACUACUUGCUCGCCGGUCCCGUCACUUUGCAGGCACGCGCUACUUAAAACGUGGUGUGGCUGAUACCGGCAAGGCUGCGAAUGAUGUAGAAACGGAGCAGAUUAUUGAGGAUGAGAGCAUGGGCCCUGGCAAGUUUAGCUCAUUUGUACAGCAUCGUGGGUCGAUUCCUGUGUUUUGGUCGCAAGAGACGUCUGCAACGCUGCCAAAGCCGCCCAUCGUACUAAACCGUGUUGAUCCAACAUACAAUUCGACGCAAAAGCAUUUUGCAGACCUUUUCUCACGUUAUGGCUCGCCCAUCGUAGCUCUGAACCUUGUCAAGCAGUCCGAGAAGAAGGAACGCGAAGUCAUUGUAGGCAACGAAUAUAUGAAUGCUGUGGAAUACCUUAACAGCUUCAUGCCACCAAAGCAUCGCGUGCGGUAUGUGGCGUUAGAUUAUUCUCGCCUAUCUGGGCCCAAGCAGAAAGGUCUUAACGUACUGCAUUCGUUGGAUAAGGUAGCCGUGUGGGCCCUCACACAGACUGGGUUCUUCUGUAGUGCACCAAAGCGACAGAUAAACCAGAAUGGUAAUAUGCGUACGGCCCAAGCAUUUUUUCCAAGCCAGUCUUCCGAGGCAUGGGAUUCACUCACAACAUCCAGUGACCUUCAAUGGAAAGGAGAAGAGAGCGAGGAAUUGGCUUCAGUCGAUCCACCGCCAUCUCCUACCAUUACAAAAAACUCAGGAGAAUGGCUAGAGCAGCGAGGUAUUCUCCGAACAAACUGUAUAGAUUGUUUGGAUCGCACCAACGUGAGUCAAUUCAGUGUUGGAAUGCGCGCACUGGGUCAGCAGCUUUAUGUGAUGGGGAUUAAAAAUGCACCACUGUUGGAAAGUCGCUCGCAGUUGGUUCUUGUUCUGAUGAAGCUGUAUUCUCUCAUGGGGGACGCGAUCUCAAUGCAAUACGGUGGGUCGGAAGCGCACAAAAAUGUGAAAAAUAGCGCGGCCCGGGAAAAUGUAAAGCAUCGUGAACUCCUGACAUCCAUUCGACGCUACUACAGUAAUUCUUUUACCGAUACUGCAAAGCAGGAUGCAAUCAACAUCUUUCUCGGACACUUUGUGCCUACGGAAGACUCGCCUCCACUAUGGGAGCUUGAUUCAGACUACUAUCUGCACAAUUUUGAAGUACGAAAUGGUAUGGCUGCAUGCGAGAACGUUCGCCGCGACCUCUCUUUUCAUGCUGAAAAUAGAAGACAAGCGUUUGGUGAGUUGUAUGGGCUGCCGCCAACGCAAGCGUCUUGCUGCUCGUCAUCGAACGUCUUGGAAGAUGGGAACGACGAUAGCACCGAUGACGAAUCCGCGCAGGAACGUGCAAUAGUUUUGGCGAGUCGGAACAAGGCCAAGCGUGAAGCGUAUGUUCGAGAAUGUAGGCGAGUACUCGAUGACUGGUGGAAAGCGCCGCUGGAAGCAUUUGAACAACAAAAGUAUUGCCUGCCACCAGUAGAGGAGAAGGUGCCUUGCGCGUGUGACCAGAUUGUGCGAAAAGAGAGUAAACGAGAGCUUGUAAGAGAUAUCGACAAUUCAACGCAAUCUGACGCAAAGAACAAGAAAGCGUCACCUCGGUCUCCGUGUUCUGAUGAUUUUCUACACAUGUAUCAUCCUGAAGAAAUGACAACGUUUGACAAAGUCUUGGGGUACAAAUUCAUGCUUCCGAUGGAGAUUUCAGACGAGGUGAACGAAAAAGAUAAGCGACGCUCCGAAAGUGCUGUUGUAGCACAUCUAACAUCUGCUCCGUCAUCAUCAUCUGUAUCCGGAGCUGGACGCGUUGACGAGGACAAUUACUCCGACUUUGAGCAGUCUAAUCGGCGAGGGCAAACAAAGGAAGGCACUAGAUCUUAUCGAAGCAUGAGUGCUCCAGACGUUGAGGAAGAUGUUGGCUCUCAACUCCAUUCCAGUCGUAGGUCGCGCGACAGUGGACGUGAGCGCAAGCACGACCAUCAGGACGAUCACACGAGCAUUAGUGGCUCUGGAUCUCGUCGAGCUUCCCGGUCUGCUUUGGCGGAUGCCACUAACAAGUACGGAGGUCAUGGAUCUGCAGCACUCAAGAAUAUUGUAAAACAGAAAGAGGACCAAAUCAGCAUUGAAGAGUACGUCAUUAGCAAGGGGCGUCGCAAGUUUGUUGGCAGUUGCUCCACAUCUGCACCAGACCCACUUUACCAGCAGUACGUGCUUGGAAAGGAAUCACCGCAGAUAUGGGAAAAUGACAAUGAAGGUGUCAAGAUGUACUUUGAGGCGUAUAUGCGGAACAAUUGCAUUAGUCCUGAUGACGCCCGAAGCCUUCGUGAAGCUCAAACUCGAGCUGGUGCAACGUUCAAGCUUCAAGCUGGUCCAUAUUCAGGGCUGGAACAGACUGUAAAGGCUCGAGUUCUGGUUGCGAAAAAGCUGAAAACUGAUCCUGAAGAUCGAAAGAAAUUUGAGGAUUCGAUGGACCUUAAGAAGCUUGUAAAAACUGGAAAAGCAUCGGUUCCUGCGGAGAGUUUAGAGUUGUACAAGACCUUUUUUGAUGAGGAGUUACCUGCUGUGGAAAUCUACCGUCCAACAAAAGAGGUUACACCAUCAAUACCAUCAUCACGGUCUGUGGAUUUAACACCACUCGUGACGAAACGGAGUAAAUCGGCAACUGCUAUCUCAUCUAAACUUGCUCAGAGUAUGCGGCGGCUAUCGUUAGACAAGCGUAACCGUACUCGGUUCAGUGGCGGAGAUUUAAUAUCGGUGGGCCCAUUGUUCAAGAUGGACGGUGGCAAAGACCGUGAUUUUAUCCUUUUCAACGAAGCUGCAGCGGAGAAUUCGUUUGGUGAAGUGACGCAAAACGAAACAGAGUUGUCAUUUUACUCGAAAUAG
Molecule: messenger RNA, 4101 nt
Organism: Peronospora belbahrii
Lineage: Eukaryota; Oomycota; Peronosporomycetes; Peronosporales; Peronosporaceae
Source: the annotation of a GenBank genome assembly